Messenger RNA from Carassius auratus (goldfish), 9741 nucleotides. RefSeq names its product glutamate receptor, ionotropic, N-methyl D-aspartate 2B, genome duplicate b (gene grin2bb). Gene Ontology annotation, molecular function: signaling receptor activity; ligand-gated monoatomic ion channel activity. Gene Ontology annotation, biological process: monoatomic ion transport. The record is from RefSeq and is a predicted model, not a curated record. Gene Ontology annotation, cellular component: membrane. NCBI's taxonomy places the organism in Eukaryota, Metazoa, Chordata, Actinopteri, Cypriniformes, Cyprinidae. The transcript has 17 exons. The coding region runs from base 1406 to 5881 and encodes 1491 amino acids.
GGAGAGAGAGAGAGACCAAGCAAGUGAGAGUGAGUGAGAGAGAGAGAGCACAGUCUCGAUGUGUGGAAUUCUUGGGCAGACAUUGCAACCAUUACACCUCUUCCUUCUGUUCUGCCUCAGUCACUGUCUGUGGAAAAGGGCUAUUACUUACUGCAAACGGAGGACUCCUUCUACAGAAGCCAAGAGAAAGAAAGAAAGAGGAAAAAAGAACUAAAACAACAACUGGACAGCAGGAACAAACUGACUGCCUUCCCUGUUUAAAAGCAUAGAAGAAAAACGGAAGGCACUGGAGUAUUUGUUUUUUUCUUUCGUUUUGUAUUUUUCUUCUUUCUCAUUGUGGUGCUUGGAGGCACAUCAUCUUUUCAUUUAUUUGCGCUCUCCAUCAUUUGCCUCCUGAUCUAUUUCUCCAUCUAUAUGGUGUAUAAUUUUGUCUAUUUAUGACGAGACAGGAGAGAAGAGAAAGAAGGGGCAAGUUUUUUGACUCUUUCACUCAUUUUUAACAAUUUAUGACCCCCUUUAUUCAUUCACCUGUCCCUCCUACCCAUCUCUCUCCUCUGAUCAUUCCCUCUUUCUUCCAUCCCUCCCUUCAUCCCAAAACUGUGAUGCUCCCUGAAUGAAAGUUGGUUAGAAUUGUGAAGGAGACUCAAAAACCAUCUCCGCAUCUCCUUAUCAGUUUUGUAAUUUGUUUCUUUCUCUCCCCCUUUUUUUUUUAAACAAUUCUUUUAGUCCUCCACCAUCUACCCUCACGUAUCAUUCUUUUUUUCCCUGGAUGCUUUAAUAUUCUUCUAGUGUCAUGAGAAGGAGCCAGCAAAGGACGUACAUGGAUACCUGAACCAAUUAAGACCAGAGGUCACUGCUUCAGAUUUUUUCACUAUACUGGCCAUCCAGCAGCUCCAGAGUUUGUGGACUUGUUCACUGAUCAAAAUGGACUUUUAGACUAAUCAAGAAACAUCUUCUUUUCACCCCUUUUUUCACUUUAUAUCACAUUUUGUAGCAAGUGCAGGCUUUGUCCGAGACUUUGUCCUGGUUCGUUUUCCAUUUUAAGUACAUUUCUUAGAUUUGAUAUAAGACUUUCAACUUCAUUGACUGAACAUUGUUUGCAUAGCUCAAACACUUGAAGACUUGUCUUUUAUUUAUGUCGUUAUUUGUGAGCCAGGCAUCUUUCUUACUUUUCUCGAGUGACUUUUCUUAAUAGUUUUGAUUCAAAAGACAAUUCCUGUGCUCAGUCAUCCAGCCUGGAUUUACCGUAGGACCUACACUUUCAUCCGCGGUCUCUGAACCAGUCCUACUUUUUCCUUAGCAGUCCCUCAAACUACUUCAGCGGUCAGCCACUCCUCCAUCCAGGGCUAUGAGAGGAAGAGACAAGACCCAGCUCACAUCAACAUGCAGGAGCUGAGGAGAGAAAAUGGGAGUUGGGCUGGCAAUGUUCAAGGGACUGUAUCUUCACUCCUCCGCCAUGCUUGUCAGCCUCCACCUCUCCUCUUCCCCUUUCUCCGACUGUCGCGUCCUGUCUUUCGUCUCCCUGGCUUCUUCCUCCAAACCACCCUUCUCCCUCUCGCUCCUUCUCCUCUCUCUCUUCUUCUUCCCCACCUGCGAGUCUCGCCGUGGAGGCGGGAUCGGGACACCCAUCGGAGGCAUGAGCCAAUCGAUAAUCAGCCCUCCUCAUUAUCCUCCACCAGGAGUCAAUCCAGUGGGUCCUCCUUUGCCACCAAAGUUUGGUCAAGGCCUUAGCAUCGCAGUGAUCCUUGUGGGAAACUCCAGCGAGGUGUCCCUCUCUGAAGGUCUGGAGAAAGAGGACUUCCUCCACGUGCCUCUCCCUCCGAAAGUCGACCUGGUCACAAUGAACGAAUCCGACCCCAAGAGUAUCAUAAACCGCAUCUGUGCUCUGAUGUCACGGAACUGGGUCCAGGGUGUGGUGUUUGGGGACGAUACCGAUCAGGAGGCCAUCGCCCAGAUACUGGACUUCAUCUCGGCUCAGACGCACAUCCCCAUCCUGGGCAUCCGUGGAGGCUCUUCCAUGAUCAUGGCAGCCAAGGAUGACCAUUCCAUGUUCUUCCAGUUUGGUCCCUCUAUAGAGCAGCAAGCCUCUGUCAUGCUUAACAUAAUGGAGGAAUAUGACUGGUACAUAUUCUCCAUCGUCACCACCUACUACCCUGGAUACCAGGACUUUGUCAAUCGGAUCCGGAGUACCGUCGAGAACAGUUUUGUUGGCUGGGAGCUGGAAGAGGUGCUGCUGUUGGACAUGUCAGUAGACGAUGGAGACUCAAAGAUCCAGAAUCAGAUGAAGAAGCUCCAGAGUCCUGUUAUACUACUGUACUGCACCAAAGAAGAAGCCAUGACCAUUUUCGAGGUGGCGCAUUCUGUCGGCCUCUCUGGUUAUGGUUACACUUGGAUCGUACCAUCUCUGGUGACAGGGGAUGCAGAUAAUGUACCCAGCGUCUUUCCAACAGGUUUGAUCUCUGUUUCCUACGAUGAGUGGGACUACGGACUGGAGGCUCGAGUGCGUGAUGCUGUAGCCAUUAUUGCCAUGGCAACCUCCACAAUGAUGCUGGAUCGGGGUCCUCACACGCUGCUUAAGUCUGGAUGCCACGGCACGCCUGACAAGAAAGGCAGCAAGUCAGCAAACCCCAACGAGGUGCUGAGGUACCUCAUGAAUGUGACAUUUGAAGGGCGCAACCUCUCCUUCAGUGAGGAUGGUUUUCAGAUGCACCCAAAGUUGGUUAUUAUACUGUUAAAUAAGGAGAGGCAGUAUGAAAGGGUCGGUAAAUGGGAGAAUGGGUCUCUGUCAAUGAAGUACCACGUGUGGCCUCGGUUUGAGCUCUACUCGGAUGCUGGGGAGCGGGAGGACGACCACCUGUCUAUUGUUACACUGGAGGAGGCUCCAUUUGUUAUUGUGGAGGAUGUUGACCCCCUCAGUGGCACCUGCAUGAGGAAUACAGUGCCGUGCAGAAAACAGCUCAAAAUCCAAAAUCAGACAAGAGAUUCGGGGAUCUACAUUAAACGCUGUUGCAAGGGCUUCUGUAUAGACAUCCUCAAAAAGAUUGCCAAGACUGUAAAAUUCACCUACGAUCUCUACCUGGUGACCAAUGGGAAGCAUGGCAAAAAGAUCAACGGCACAUGGAAUGGCAUGGUCGGAGAGGUGGUGUUGAAGAAUGCCCACAUGGCAGUCGGGUCCCUGACCAUUAAUGAAGAGAGGUCAGAGGUCAUUGACUUCUCUGUGCCCUUCAUAGAGACUGGGAUUAGUGUCAUGGUCUCUCGUAGCAAUGGCACAGUGUCGCCUUCUGCCUUUUUAGAGCCCUUCAGCGCUGAUGUCUGGGUAAUGAUGUUCGUUAUGCUGUUGAUAGUUUCAGCCGUGGCUGUCUUCGUUUUUGAGUACUUCAGUCCUGUUGGCUAUAAUCGCUGCUUGGCUGAUGGACGAGAGCCUGGCGGUCCUUCCUUCACCAUUGGAAAAGCUAUUUGGCUUCUUUGGGGUUUGGUCUUCAAUAACUCUGUGCCUGUGCAGAACCCCAAAGGCACUACGAGCAAGAUCAUGGUCUCGGUGUGGGCCUUCUUCGCUGUGAUUUUCCUGGCCAGCUACACUGCCAACCUGGCCGCAUUUAUGAUUCAAGAGGAAUAUGUGGACCAGGUGACGGGUCUGAGUGAUAAAAAGUUUCAACAUCCGAAUGACUUCUCCCCUCCAUUCCGCUUUGGUACUGUGCCCAAUGGCAGCACAGAGAGAAACAUAAGGAACAACUACAAAGAGAUGCACUCCUAUAUGACCAGCUUCCACCAGAAGAACGUAAACGAGGCCCUCCACAGCCUGAAGACGGGUAAAUUGGAUGCAUUCAUCUACGAUGCAGCGGUCUUGAACUACAUGGCUGGACGUGAUGAGGGCUGUAAACUGGUGACCAUCGGCAGUGGUUAUAUCUUUGCUACUACAGGGUAUGGCAUUGCCAUUCAAAAAGACUCAGGCUGGAAGAGGGCAGUGGACCUUGCCAUUCUGCAGCUCUUUGGAGAUGGUGAGAUGGAGGAACUUGAGGCCCUGUGGCUGACUGGCAUCUGCCACAAUGAGAAAAAUGAGGUGAUGAGCAGUCAGCUGGAUGUAGACAACAUGGCAGGUGUGUUCUACAUGCUGGGAGCUGCAAUGGCCCUGUCCCUAAUCACAUUCAUCGCAGAGCACCUCUUCUACUGGCAACUGCGAUUCUGCUUUAUGGGUGUGUGCUCAGGCAAGCCCGGCAUCACCUUCUCCAUCAGCAGGGGCAUCUACAGUUGCAUCCAUGGUGUUCAGAUUGAAGAGAACAAAUCAGCCCUUAACUCCCCAUCGGCCACUAUGAACAUGAGCAUGAACAACACCCACUCCAACAUUCUCCGUUUGUUGCGUACUGCCAAAAACAUGACCUCUGUGCCUGGGGUCAAUGGUUCUCCUCGCAGCGCAUUGGACUACAGCCAUCGUGAGUCAGCCGUUUAUGACAUCAGUGAACACCGGCGCAGCUUAGUAGGCCACACAGACUGCAAGCCUCCACCAUACCUGCCAGAGGACAACAUGUUCAGCGACUAUGUAAGCGAAGUGGAGAGGACUUUUGGGAAUUUGCACCUGAAGGACAGCAACCUGUACCAGGAUCAUUAUCUACACCACCAUGGGGGCACGGGAUCUGAACUGGCUCUUGGUAUGUCGGGUCCCCUGCCUAAUCGACCUCGUAGCUUAGGGAGUGCCAGUUCAUUGGAGGGUGGGUACGAUUGUGACAGCUUAGGGGGAGGGGUAGCGCCCAUCUUCACCACCCAGCCACGGCAGUCACUGACACAUCGGAACAGGGAAAAGUUUGACCUGAUCGCGGGUCACCCAACCCAGUCAAGCUUCAAGUCUGGCCUGCCUGAUCUAUAUGGAAAGUUCUCCUUCAAGGGUGGGGCAUCCAGUUCAGGGUUUAUUGCAGGACAUGACAGGUACUGCGGGGGAGGUGGGGUGGGAUCAGGAGGGGAUGAUGGAAACAUUCGAUCCGAUGUGUCUGAUAUCUCCACUCACACCGUGACCUACGGGAACCUCGAGGGGCAUGGCAAAAGGCGCAAACAGUACAGGGACAGCUUAAAAAAGAGACCCGCUUCUGCCAAAUCUCGCCGUGAGCAGGAUGAGAUUGAGCUUGGCUUCAGGAGACGACCCCACCAUACAAUCCAUCAUCAUCACCACCAUCAUCCAGCAACACAAGCCCACCGCUCAGCCACCCCACCCGUGGAGCGCAAAAGCCAGAGAGGUGGUAACUGCACCUCCUAUUUAUUCAGAGACAAAGAGAAUUUGAGGGACUUUUAUGUGGACCAGUUUCGAGCCAAGGAAGGGGCAACCCCAUGGGAACAUUUGGAUUUAAGUGAUGCUCCAGGAAUGGGUGGAGGAGUGGGACUGGGCGGAAGCAGUUGCAGUGGAGUAGUUAGUAGCGGUGGUGCUGGGGGAGCGUGCACUAGUUUGGUUCCCAUGGAAGAUUUCCUGAAAGAUAAGGUGAACCAGAACCCAUUCAUCCCAACCUUCGGCGAUGACCAGUGUCUAUUACAUGGUGCCAAAUCAUACUACGUCAAAAAGCAGCAGGCACAGCCGCAGCAGCAACAGAUGCCACAACAGCAGCAGCAACCACAGCUCCUCAACAACAGUCGGGCUGAAUUCCGGGGCUCCAUGGGGGUGACUUCCUAUUUGCCUGCCUCCGCAACUUCUGGGGUGUUGUCCAAUGUGGCCCCUCGGUUCCCCAAGGACCUAUGUCUGGGCGGGCCUCUUAUCAACCACCACAGUGGAGGACCUAACAACAAUAAGCUGCUGUCUGCAAGGGAUGGGUUAGGAAUGGGUCAAGGACAGAGACCAUUUAAUGGCUCGAGCAACGGACAUGUUUAUGAGAAGCUUUCCAGUAUAGAGUCUGAUGUCUGAAGAGGGGAGUCAGAAACAGAUAUAAAUGCAGAAAAGAAGCCAACGGAUAUGUGGAAUGAUCAUUGAGAGAAAACUGAUGAAAAGGCAGUGUGUAAUUAGUUCCUCCAUGUUCACACAAAGAAGAGGAAAGCGUAUGUGAGGAACUGACUCACGCUUUCAUUAAGUUAUGCUGCCAAGCAUACGUAUGUAAAUAGAGCAAGGGGACCUGCCCACUGUCAAAAAGUUGAGAUUCGGGGGGAAAACCUGUUUAUUCCUCUCUCUCUUUUUUUGUUUUUGUAUAUCCCACUAUUUCCCUGCUCCGAACAUCAAAAUAGUGGCCAAUCCAGAUGGAGACAACAAUGUACAAUCCUUUGUACAAUUGUGGAUGGAAAUCAGUUACUCUUUUUAAGCAACAGGGUAAAACUUACAAUAAUUGUACUGAUGUUCUUUAUAAUAAUAUUAUUAUAUAUUAUUACAAUGUUUAUGAUGUUUAAUUUGGGCUUGGUUUCUGGAUGUUUUAUGCUGUUAUAUAUUUGUACUGUAGUUUCAGUUCUUAGUUAACAAACUACUCUGCGGGAGCCUUUUUGAUUUGUCAACUGAGCUUAUUUGAUUGUUAAUUGAUUUGUAGACAAACUUGGAUUCCAUAAAGUUUCUUUAUUAUUGGUUAUUCAAGUUUAUUUGACCAGUAUGGAGUGCUGUAAAAUGUGUGCGCAAGGCAUGAUUUGCAAAGUACUUCAGCUGUACUUGAGAUAUCAAUGUGAAGGAAAUGUAUUCUUAUCACUUUAUUUUAUAGAGUUCCAUUUGUUAGAACAACAUUGGUUUAAUACACAGCACGUUAUGUGCCUUACCAAGACUUACAGAGAGCCUGAUUUACAGGUCAUAUUGCCAUGGUAACUUUCUGGUCACUGCACACAGACUUAUCAUUGGCUGAUUCAUAUUAUUCUAGAAACUUCCUUUUAACAGUAUAAGCACUGAUAUGGAUUAUCCAGCAUUGAGGAGACAUAAUGUAGGCUAAAUGUGUUCAUAGUAUUAAUCUUUAGAACAAGGUUAUAAAGAGAACCAGAUAAAUUAUCAUUCUAAGAGCUUCUAGGAACGUACGAUAUGAGAGGUUUGCACAACAUUGUACAGUGCACAGUAUCCUUCCUGAGAGUUAACACAUGGGGUGUAUACAUAUGGUGUUAUCUAAAAUAUUGAAACAAAUGUCAAUUAAUCAUUUUUUUCCCACCUUCCCCCAUUUUUGAGGAAGUCUUUGAUCAAGCAGCAAAAUAAUAACUGUGUCAUGGAUUUGUUUCCUCUUAGAACUGGAUAUGCUUAUCUGAACUUUCAUUAGGGAGUCGCCAGUGCACAUUAUUUAGGGUUUUGCAAGAUUCUCAGCAAAUACUUGCAUUUUGUCAUGUAAAUAUUCUCUUCCCCCCCCCACUCUGUACAGUAAAUAGACAGAAAGGAUGUUACUCUACGGAUUUAUGUUUUACCAUAUUGAUUAGAUGAUAUUUUAAGAAUUACACUUAAGGUUAACAAUCUAACCGUGCUGCAAAAUGUAUCAGAUAAAAAUCAAUGGUAUAGAUAAACACUUCAAAAAAAUUUCUAUAUCCUCCCUAUUGUUUUUCAGACUAAUACAAUGCUUUACUGCACCUUUACAGCAGAAGUGAACCCUUUUAGAUACAUCAUUUUAUGCCAGUCAGAGUGCUUUUUUAACAACAUAAAACAUGAUGAUGAUGGGAAUGAAUCCAGUUAUUUCCCAUAUCCAUUUGGUGGUAAUUUGCAGUUUUAAUACCCACUUAUAUAAAGUAAAGGUAUUUCUCAGGAAUUUUGGAUGGGAACAGUCAAAAAGAAACAUAUCAUUUAAGUAAAUUGCCUAAUUACCUAAUCAAUAAACCACUGAACUCAUUUAAUUGGAUAAACGAGAGCCAUGUGAGGUUUGUUGUAAGUAUUUAGGACUCUCUCGUUCUCUCUCUCUCUCUUUUUUUUAACCAGGAAUGGUUUCAUGGCAAGGCAGUCUGAAGACAUGGUCAUUUGUUGAAUUUUUGGCCCUCCGCUUAGAUAAAAUCCUUUACUUGAAGUUUGUUGUGUUUACUGCAGAUUUUGUUCAUACAUUUUCUUUGUGAAUGAACUGUUAGCCAAACAGAUCUCCACUUUAAGCACAAUAUUUAUAAUAUUUGGUUUAUAACUGAUGUAUAGCUAUCAAUUUGUGAAUUUUGAUCUCAACUUUUUGCCACAUUCUUUUUUGACUCUUUUUUUGUUGUCUUUGUGUGAGAGUUUGUGUUUAAGACGAGCAUGCAUGUCUUUUACUUAUUUAUUGCCAUAUCUUUAGUGUUUCAUUUAUGUUUAUUUAGAUAUCACGCCUGCUCUUUGUGGGUGCAAUAGGUUGAUGAAUUGUGCAUCAUACAGGUUCAGGUUGUAGAAUAGAUGUGGUGAGUUUAAUGAACUGAUAAGAUCUUUGAAAAUGGAUGUGUAUGGAAUAAUAACUCAUUAGAGAAAUUAACAGGCAAUCCCAAAUUUGGGUGAUUUCAUCAGGAAUACUGCCACAAGUUAAGCAUAAAUUUUUAAAGAUAAUUCUUUUGUCCAUAUAUUGUGUUUUUUUCACAAGAUUUUUUCACUUGCUCUCAUAAUACCUUUCUUUGCAUGGAACCAUGUUUUUAAAGUACCCUUAAGAUUGUUAUGCUUGGUCAACUUUCUUAAUUUUAGUUUUAUUUAGUGAAUCCUUUAAAGAUAUCUCAUAAGGUAUCUCUAAACAGUGUGGCAUUUCUUUAAGAGCUAUAGAUGUGAAACCAGUCCUCUGCAUUUCCUGUCAAUCUCUGUGUUUCUAUCGGAGAGUCGAGCUUAUAGUUUUUAGUAAUAGUACUAUGUAUAAGUAGUAUUGUUUGAUUGGAUGUGUGGGUGUCAGGGAAAGAUGACUUUGCUCUUCCGGAAAAGCUUUCCAGUUCAAUCUUUCAUUUUAACUCACACUUUAAAGAUGUGGCCUUGUAAAAGCACACUAAUAUCAUUUAAUAAACCCAGGUUUAACGUGAGAAGACAUUUUCAGCAGAAGAUAGAAGAAAGAUAUAAGAGAGGUGGGUGAAAAGGACAGGAGGGAUAGUAGCCAGUGUUCUGUGUUAUUUGAUUGUUUUAUUUCCCUUCUCAUUCAUUCUCAUUUGAACUGAUCUCUUUCUUGAUGACUGGUAGUAUAAGACUGCAGUUGUUUUUCAUUUUUAAUGCCCUCCCCAGUAAGGUAUGUCACAUAUGAUUGUAGGUGUAUCUGAAAUCAUAUGCUUGAUUACUUCUGUAUGCGAGUGGGCAUGUGUGUGCGCAGGUGUCUGUGUGUGCACAUUUGUCCGUGCACAUGUGUUUGUGUGUGUGUGUGUGUGUGUGUAUGAAAAGGAACAGAGCACAGUGCAAUGGUUAUCUAUUAUGUCUGCUGUAAAUAAAUCUGUCCCCUUUCCAUAGCCUUUUAAUAUAUGGAGACAAAUAUUUAAAAUAAUGAAAUUUGAAAUACAAGAUUUUUUUAUAGCCACAUGGGGAAAAGUUAUUAGACCACUGGACCAGAAACACAGUGCCAUUCUAAUAGCAUCCGAGAAUCAGAAUUUAAGACAAAAAGUAGACAUUUGUUGUCUUCAAUUCUGUCUUUCUUGUAUUUUAAUCACUUACUUUAAAUGUUACUUAUGGAUCAGAACUGUACAGAUUCUGUAAAUAUGAUACAAAUGGUUUCUUUUUCUUUCUUUCUGUUUUUGUAUAGAGAGAUUACAUGUGUUAAGACUACAAUAAUAAUUUAAUGAGACAUUUCACAAUACUUAAGCUAUUGAGAAUACAGACACAGUGUGAAAAUAAGUGCUAAGAUAUAUUCUUCUGUCUCUUUGUACAAAACGGUGUUGACUCAAAACAAAAUAAAAGGGAGAUAUCUCAAG